Molecule: messenger RNA, 6525 nt
Organism: Parascedosporium putredinis
Lineage: Eukaryota; Fungi; Ascomycota; Sordariomycetes; Microascales; Microascaceae
Source: the annotation of a GenBank genome assembly
AUGGGGGCCGACCCGCACCCCAUCGACCUGGAGACUCUCACUUUAACCAGCACGAUCGAACGAAUGGCGGCGACGAUGGAUACUCAAAACAGGGCGGCCGAGGCGGUAGACCACCGAGGCGUAAUGAUCGAAGAGACUCGCACCAAGGAUCCCAAGGACGGAACCAACCCCUUCCGCCGCCCUCCUCGUCCCAAGCACCUCCCCGCCGCCCGCGCCGAUCGCGAGACAGCAGAGGCCCCUUCGCCUUCGCCCGUCCCACCCCCAUCACGCCCAUCCUCCAACUACUCCUACGAGAAUGUCACUGAUGAAAGAAUCGCCCGCUGGGCUGCGACUGGGCGGCAAGAGGUCGUCGACCACGGCAUCCAAUCACGCAACGAUGUGGAUAUAACGGAGCUGUCGUGCAUCUUUCAGGAAUUCAUCCGAUCUGUCCUCGACGGCCGUUUACCUUCCAUCGAUGCAGGGACAUGCAUCAAGGAAAUUAUCGGGCCCGAGUCGAGCGAACUAACCAAGAACACCUUUGCCUUGGAACCGCAUGCCUUAUUCCUCGAUACCCUGGCCACGGUCCUCGAAGGCGAUUUGACCGACGAGCAUCCCCAACUUCGAUUCUUUUUAGACGCUACCGGCAUUUCCCACCAGACCAUGCGGGAAAUGCUCGAGGUGUCCCUUCUCAACCAGCUGGGCCUGAUCCGCGAUAGCUUCGCUAAGCUCGGCAUCCGCCACGCCACCAACCUUCUAUACCGACAGGCCAACUACAAUCUCUUGCGCGAGGAGACGGAAGGAUACUCUAAACUCAUUACCGAGCUGUUCACGACGACAGCGGGACUCCCUCUUUGGGAGAGGGCGCGCGACCUCCACCUCGGUGCCUUCUUCGAACUGGGCGGCCGCCAAAUCACCGAAGCCGAGCGCGAGACGCUAGAGGGCCUCGACGACGACGAAGUGAGCAACAAGACCGCCGCACAACUCCUCGGUUUCAAGCUUCGCUUCUACGCAUCCGAGGCCCGCGACGAAGAGGAUGUUUUGCCGGCCAACUUGUUAUAUCUCGCCGCCCUUCUCAUCAAGGUCGGCUUCAUCUCCUCACCGACCUUUACCCCCACCUUUGGCCCCUUGACCAGGACAUGGACGCUCCGACCCGGAGGCGGUAUGAAUGCCCUACUGAUGGCUGGCGCUCUCCCCGACGAUACCGUGCCUACCUCGACACCCCUGGCUCGCGCUCGCGAGACCGCCGCAAAACAGGACGCGGACUCCCAAGCCGCCGCCAAUGCCGGCGCCGAGGAAAAGUCCAAGCUUCCCGAGCCUAUGGAGCAAAAGGUUGCUCUCGUCCUCUGUUUGCUGACAAUCGGUGCUCUGCCCGAAGCCCUCUUUAUGCUCGGUCGCUUCCCGUGGAUGACGGACGCGUCGCCCGAGGUCCUUGACCGCAUCCACCGAAUACUCAACCACUCCCUCCACCAAGUUUUCAAAGACAGCCAACCAACCAGGUCUUCGGCGUACGUCGAGUGCCCCGCCAAGGACAUGGCGAAUGCCGACCAGAUUGGCGCUCCCAAGGGAACGGUCAAGCUUGGAAAACUCGUUCCCCGCAAGACCCUACGGUGGCCCUUUCCCGACAAGGCCGAUACCAACGACAACCAGCAUUACCGGUUCUAUUGGGAUGAGUGGACGGACAACAUUCCCGUUUGCCGCACCGUGGACGAUGUCUUCACCCUCUGCGGCAGUCUACUGAACGUUUCCGGUGUCAACAUUGGCAAGGACGAGACCCUCCUCCCGAAGCUUGCCACCAUCGGUGCCAAGAGCCUGGCCGAGGACUCCUCCAAAGAGAAUCGCGCCCGAUGGCUCGAUCUUCUGAAGCGCCUCCUGCUCCCCGCCCUCAGCAUGACCAAGGCCAACUCCGCCACCGUCAACGCCGUGUGGUCUCUGCUUAGCACGUACCCCACUCACGUCCGCUACAACCUCUACGCCGAGUGGUACGAGGGCCAAAUCUCUCGCCUCCCCGCCAUCAAGGCCGCCUUUUCCCGUACGAGGCUGGAGACGCUCAACAUCAUGAAGAGGCUUUCACUCACCAACCUCAGCGACAUGGCCAAGUCCCUCGCCAAGACGAGCUAUUCGUCACCCGGCGUCGUGUUCAAGGUGGCCCUGGAUCAAAUCGAAUCUUACGCCAACCUGAUUGACGCCUUUGUCGAGUGUGCGAAAUAUUUUACCGACUUGUCCUACGAUGUGCUCGUCUGGUCACUGAUGAACUCCCUUGGAGGCAAGAACCGCAGCCGUACGCAGGAGACUUCGGUGCUGCUCACUAGCAAGUGGCUGCAGGCCCUGUCCCGUUUCGCCGGCCGCGUCUUCCGGCGUUACUCCGUCAUGAACCCCACCCCCGUCAUUCAGUAUGUCGAUGAUCAGCUGUUCAAGGGCAACUCCACCGACUUGAUCAUCCUCAAAGAACUCAUCUCCUCUAUGGGCGGCGUCGUGCCGUCGGCUGAUUUCACCGAUGCCCAAAUCCUAGCCAUGUCGGGCGGCGAGACUCUUCGGAGACAGACGCUCAUCAGCGUCCAGGACAAGCGAUUUGACUCGGUAAAGAGCUCGAAGCGUCUCAUCCAGGCGCUGAUUGACUCCAAACUCGCCGGACGCUUGCUCGUCAACCUUGUACAAUAUCGACAGGCUGCCAUUUACAAGACACCCGAGGACGAGGCCCACAUCAAGUACCUCUCUUCCAUGAUUGACGACUCCAACCAGAUCCUGACUCAAUAUCUCGAUCUCCUCCGCAGCAACCUCGAGCCUUCCGUCUUUGAUUCUCUCGUCCCCGCCAUCGACCGGCUGCUGGGCGAUUUCGGCGUCGAUGUCAGCCUCGCGUUCCUUGUCAGCCGACCCAGCCUGUCAUUCCGCAUGAUGCCCAAGGAGGAGCAGGCAAAGGCGCAACUAUCCCAAGCCGCAACCGACGACGGCGACGUGUCCAUGGCGGAUGCGGCCGCUUCGCAAGCCCAAGCCUCGGUUGAUUCCGGAGACCUCGACGACAAGAUGGAGGGCGGUGUCGGUAGCGGCCGUAUCAACGACCCUUUCCUCGAAGUCUUGCAGCCGGUCAUGGAUACUCUGGAGCGGAUCAAGGAGCCUACAUUUUGGAAAGCUAUCACGCCCGAGUUUUACACCAUGUUCUGGGCGCUGCAGCUGGGCGACCUCUACGUCCCCGAGGAGUGGUACCAGAAGGAGGAGGACCGCGCCUACACCCAAGGCAAGGAGAUUAUGCGCGAUCGUUCCGACAUGACGAGGAACGGCAUUACCAAGAAGGAAGAGAAACACAAGGCCCUACUCGAUGUCGUCAUGAAGCUGGGCAAGGAAAAGGCGAGCCACCGCAAGGCCUUUGCGCGCAACAAGUUUUACAUUACGCGCAGGUUCAAGACUUGGUUCCCCGCCGCUGACCAGGCCAAGCCUCGCCUCGUCUCCGACGCCAUCCUCGAGCAGUGCCUGCUUCCCCGACUCGUACUGUCCGCUGGCGACGCCGAGUACUGCCACCGGGUCAUUCGCUUCCUCCACGAUUUCGCGUGCCCCAAUUUCAGCCUGAUGUCGCUUUACGAGCGCCUCUUCAACGCUAACCGGCUUCGAGCCAUCAUUUUCACCUGCACCGUUCGCGAGGUGGAGCACUUUGGCCGUUUCCUCAAGUGCGUCCUCAGCGACCUGUCUCGCUGGCACAAGGAUAAGGCGGUCUACGAAAAGGACGCUCUCCUGGGGCCCCAGGCGGGUCAGAAGGAACGCAACCUUCAUGGGUUCGCGACCGCGUUUGACGGCGAGGGUAAGCCUACUGCCUUUGUCGAGCACGCCCAGUUCCGCGACACCCUAUACGGCUGGCACAGGAACUUGAACACGGCGCUCAAGUCGUGCCUGGGCGGGAUGGAGUGGAUGCAUAUCCGCAAUGCCAUCACCCAGUUUAUCCGCCAGCUCAAGGCCAUCACCGAGCGCGAGUCCGCCAAGCCCGGCGUCGACCAUGCCGAGGCGGGCAACCGCGUCGAUCUUUCGGUAGCAGCGCAAACGGCCUUGUCGGAGUUGCAGAAGCGCAAGUCCAAGUGGGUAAUGGUGCAAGGAUUCCGACCCAACACGAGCGGGGAUUCUGGUCAAGAUAUUGCCCAAAAUUCCAAUCUUCGGCCCACGGCCAACGAGUUUAAGCCCGGCCGUGCUGGAAAAACGUCUACUAGCAAGGGACAUGCAGCCGCGGAGGACGAAGAUGGCGAGGUCAAGGACGGGGAAGACUCCAAGGCCAAACCGGGAGCCAGCAAUACUUCCAAGGACACACUACCUCCGCGACCGGAUGCGAAGCCGGGCCUUCAGUCUCAAGGUCCUGCCCUGCCGGAGCGCCCCCACACGGACUCCCUAUUCGACCAGAUGUUCGUCUGCCAGGAUACUUCCCUUCCGAUCGUUUUGGGCAAGUACGAGCCGCGCGAUGCUAGAGAAAAGGACCAAAGGGAAGCCCGCGAUGCUACCAGGACCCCCGAUCCGUCUCGAUUAGAGCGGCCCAGGGAUCUACCCAACGCCGACCGGCGGACCUCAGACCACUCUACCCCUCGAGACAACAGGGACGCUAGGGAUAGCCGGGAUAAUAGGGAAGCCCGCGAAACCAAGGAGGCGAGAGAGACGCCUCGUCAUUCCGAUGCAGAGCGGGCUGGUCGAAACGAUUCUGCCCGAAGGACAGAGCCGCAUGAUAGGGAAUCUCGCCAACAACAACAACCCAGAGAUAGACCGUCUGCUUCGCUCAAUGGCCGCGGUCACAACAGCCCGAGGCCAAGGGAUUCGGCGCCUGCUACCCCCACACCCGCAUCCUCUAACCGGACCGACGCCCCAAGCUUGGGCAUGAACCCUGAACGCGCAGCUCUCCUGAAUAACGCGGACCGCGCCCGACCCGACGGGAGAGGCGGAAAGGACAACGACACAAACCCUCGUCCCCAAGAACCGGACCGGGCCGACAUGAUUAACCCUGCCCGCGCUGCCUUGAUUGACGGAGGAGGAGGAGCAAUCGACCACCCCCUCGCGACGACGGUCGCGACAGGGGCCCGCGAGCACAUUCGCCGAGGCGACGGGACCGCCCGCAAGACCAAGCGCCUCCUCAGGACGGAGGGCGCGACGACCGCCACGGCCGUGGCCCUCCUGCGUCGCCGGGACAAUCGUGAUAGCCGUGACAACCGCGACAACCGUGACAACCGCGACAGCCGUCCCGACCCAGCACAGUCUGCCGGUAGCCGAGGCGAUAAGCGAAAUGACCGCGAAUCAAACAGACACCCAGAUAAUCGCCCUCUUCCCGGCGGCCACGGUGCUCCCCGCGAUCCUCAGAUGCAGACCAUGGCGGAAGACCAGGGCCGUACCAGGAUCAAAACUAUGGGCGCCUCAAUCCCAUUCCCUCCGUGGCUGAUAUUCCGUCGGGCCCGAGAGGCCGUGUGCGAGGCGCAGCCCGCUCCGCAUCUGGCGCUCCGCCUAACAACCCUCCGGGCGGCCGAUCGGACGCGAGAGGACAAAGCCCCGACAGACACCCCCACGGGUCCGUCGUCCUCUCGCGGUCGCCGCGGUCAGUUCGAGGCUAACAGCCAAGGCAUGAACCCUCCAGGGCCAUCGACGCCGGCGCCGCCCUCGCACUCAGAUCGCGGUCGCCAGGGACCUCCUGGCCCAUCUCCCGCCUCGUCCUUUGGUGGCACGCCUUCGACUCAAGUUGGCGUCCACCCAGACAGGCUCUCUCAGAUCGCUCCCCCGCCUCCCCGCCAAAUAACGCCAACGCAUCUCACGGCGGCUACAGCCGGCCUCCUAUGCACCAAGGCCAGGACCGCGCUUGCCGGAAUCAACAACAUGCUUCAGCAAGCCCAAGCCAACAUGUCGGACUCUAGCCGCUCGCGGCGCAGCAGCCAGCGUACCAAUUUGGCUGGCUCGGACGCCCAGAUCCUGACCGGGGCGUCGCCUGUAUCCACACCGACCAAGGACGGGGAACAAGCCAUUCGGCUGGAGGCAGGCGCUGAUCGAGGAUCUGCUAAUGGAGAUGGCCACAGUGGACGACCGGAUGACCGGGGUCGUCGAGACCGUGACCGGUCCGAGAGGUCCGGACGGUCCAGGCGGAGCAGCCGGGAACGGGAUCGGGAUCGAGACCGAGAGCGUGAUGCUCACCGAGACCGAGACCGAGAUCGUGAGCGAGAUCGCGAGAGGGACCGCAGCGCUGAUCGAGAAAGGGACAAGGAGUCGCGCAAUUACCGCGAUCGUCGAUCAGCGCCGUCUGGCACCCAGCCCCCGCUAGGGGUGGAAGAGACGAGCGCGAGUCAUCCCGACGCUCAGGUCGCGAGCCUACGGGCCGUGAACCCAUGGGUCCUUCAGGAUCCGUUAGAGACCCUCCGCCAUCUUCGGGUCCCGGCGGUAGGGACCACGCGGGUGGCGAGCCUCGGCGGUGGCGGUCGAGAUCUGAACUCGCGAACGCGGGACGACCGCCGUGAGCCAAGGGAUAAUCGUGGCCGAAAGAGGCGGAGCGAAGAAGGCGCGGGGUCCAUGUCCAACGAGCGAGAGAAACGACAGAGGCGAUAG